Pimephales promelas (fathead minnow) is the source of this 927-nucleotide messenger RNA. It is a transcript of the gene hmgb2b, whose product is annotated as high mobility group box 2b. Gene Ontology annotation, biological process: regulation of transcription by RNA polymerase II. NCBI's taxonomy places the organism in Eukaryota, Metazoa, Chordata, Actinopteri, Cypriniformes, Leuciscidae. The record is from RefSeq and is a predicted model, not a curated record.
CUCUGUGCGUCACGCAGACACGCAGCAAAAGGAAUCACGUGGGAGAUUCACAACUGAGGAGAGGUUCGUGCUGUUCUGCUGAGAAGAAAGAAAAGUGGAUCAGCCAUGGUGAAAGGAGACGUGAACAAGCCCAAGGGAAAGACGUCUGCGUACGCAUACUUCGUGCAGACGUCCCGCGACGAGCACAAACGCAAGAGUCCCGACGUGCCAAUCAACUUCUCCGAGUUCUCCAAGAGAUGCUCCGAGAGAUGGAGGGCGCUGAGCGCGGCCGAGAAGACCAGGUUCGAAGAGCUAGCCAAAGUGGAUAAGGUUCGCUACGACAAGGAGAUGAAGACGUACGUGCCGCCCAAAGGCGUGGGGAAGACGGGGAGGAAGAAGAAGGACCCGAACGCCCCCAAGCGCCCGCCAUCUGCCUUCUUCGUCUUCUGCGCGGAGUAUCGGCCGACGAUAAAGAGCGAGAACCCCGGCCUGUCCAUCGGAGAAACCGCGAAGAAGCUUGGAGAGCGGUGGUCGAAGCAGAGCGCCAAAGACCGCGUGCCGUUCGAGCAGAAGGCCGCCAAGCUGCGCGAGAAAUACGAGAAGGAGGUGGCGGCGUACCGCGCAGGGGGCGGAGCCUCCAAGAAGGCGCCGGGGCGACCGACCGGCUCCGCUAAGAAGGUCCAGCCCGAGGCGGACGACGACGAUGAUGACGAAGAGGAGGAUGAGGAGGACGAGGAUGAAGAGGAGGACGAUGAUGAAGAUGACGACGAGUAAUUCAGCGUCACUGAUGGAUUUGAUUUUGUGUUUUCCAUCUUGUACAUGUCUAACGACUCGAGCAAUAACGCAAGUGAUCUCUUUUUAGAUUUAUUUUUAUUUUUGUACGCGUCUAGCGGUUGAUCCUGUAAUGUGUAGAAGGGCGUUUUUAUAAUAAAUUUUUAAAGACUUUGA